Molecule: messenger RNA, 2544 nt
Organism: Phodopus roborovskii (desert hamster)
Lineage: Eukaryota; Metazoa; Chordata; Mammalia; Rodentia; Cricetidae
Gene: Rhot2
Product: ras homolog family member T2
Exons: 18
Coding region: 63-1643 (526 amino acids)
Biological process (GO): regulation of mitochondrion organization; mitochondrion transport along microtubule; small GTPase-mediated signal transduction
Cellular component (GO): mitochondrial outer membrane
Molecular function (GO): GTP binding; GTPase activity; calcium ion binding
Source: RefSeq, a predicted model, not a curated record
GUCUAGUUGGUUCAUUUUGGGCCGGGAAGGGUUGGUUUGAGUAGCUGCUGCGGGCGGCAGCCAUGCGGCGUGACGUGCGCAUCUUGCUGCUAGGCGAGGCCCAGGUCGGGAAGACUUCUCUGAUCCUGUCGCUGGUCGGCGAGGAGUUUCCCGAGGAGGUUCCUGCCCGCGCGGAGGAGAUAACCAUCCCAGCCGAUGUCACCCCGGAGAAGGUGCCCACCCACAUCGUGGAUUACUCAGAAGCGGAGCAGACAGAGGAGGAACUUCAGGAGGAGAUCCACAAGGCCAAUGUAGUGUGUGUGGUGUACGAUGUGUCUGAGGAAGCCACCAUUGAAAAGAUACGAACCAAGUGGAUCCCCCUGGUGAAUGGCAGGACUGCAACAGGGCCCAGGUUGCCCAUCAUCCUGGUAGGCAAUAAGUCAGACCUGCGACCAGGGAGUACCAUGGAAGCUGUACUACCCAUCAUGAGCCAGUUUCCUGAGAUAGAGACCUGUGUAGAGUGUUCAGCCAAGCACUUGAGGAAUAUCUCAGAACUGUUCUACUAUGCCCAGAAGGCUGUUUUGCAUCCCACGGCCCCGCUUUAUGACCCUGAGGCCAAACAGCUAAGACCUGCGUGCGCCCAGGCUCUCACACGCAUCUUCAAGCUCUCAGAUCAGGACCUAGACCAGGCACUCAGCGAUGAGGAGCUCAAUGCCUUCCAGAAGUCCUGCUUUGGCCAUCCCCUGGCCCCACAGGCCCUAGAUGAUGUGAAAAGGGUGGUAUGCAAGAAUGUGGCAGGUGGUGUACAGGACAACCAGCUGACCCUGGAAGGCUUCCUCUUCUUGAACACGCUCUUCAUCCAACGUGGCCGUCAUGAGACCACGUGGACUAUCCUACGGCGCUUUGGUUACAGUGACUCACUGGAGCUGACGUCUGACUACCUCUGCCCACCGCUCCAUGUGCCCCCUGGCUGCAGCACAGAGCUCAACCACCGUGGCUACCAGUUUGUGCAGCGGGUAUUUGAGAAGCAUGACCAGGACCAUGAUGGUGCCCUCUCAUCCACGGAGCUACAGAAUCUCUUCAGUGUGUUCUCAGUGGCUCCCUGGGGCCGAGAACUCUCAUACACAGUCCCCACUCAGGCUGGCCAGCUGACCUUACAUGGCUAUCUCUGCCAGUGGACCCUGGUGACCUACCUAGAUGUCCAGCAAUGCCUUGCACACCUUGGCUACCUGGGUUACCCCACCCUCUGUGAGCAGGACUCCCAAGCACAGGCCAUCACAGUUACCCGUGAAAAGAGGCUAGACCAGGAGAAAGGGCAGACGCAGCGCAAUGUUCUUAUGUGUAAGGUGUUGGGAGCCCGAGGAGUGGGCAAGUCAGCCUUCUUACAAGCCUUCCUUGGCUACAGUCUGAAGGAGGCCAGAGAACUCCCUGAGGGACACCCCAUGCACACCAUCAAUACAGUGAGGGUCAGUGGACAAGAGAAGUACCUGAUUUUGUGUGAAGUGAGCGCUGAGAGCCUGCUGGACACCUCUUUGGACACUACCUGUGAUGUCGCUUGCUUAAUGUUUGAUAGCAGUGACCCCAAGACCUUUGUACACUGUGCCACCAUAUACAAGGCAAGUUCUGACCUAGGGUCCUAUAAGGGGAACCCAGCCAUAAGCUAGCUAAAUAGGCCAACAAGCUCAGUUCUCAUGUUUCUUUCCUGGCAGCACCAUUACAUGGACGGGCAAACCCCCUGCCUCUUUAUCUCCUCCAAAGCUGAUCUCCCUGAAGGUGUUGCCGAGCCAGGCCUGUCACCAGCUGAAUUCUGCCGCAGACACCGGCUGCCUGCCCCCACCUCAUUCUCCUGCUUGGGACCAGCACAGCCCAGCACAGCUGUCUUUACCCAACUUGCUACCAUGGCCACCUUCCCGUGGACACCUGAUGCACACAGAGCUACACCCCCCCUCCUUUUGGCUCCGAGGAAUGCUGGUGGCUGUCGGAACUGCAGUGGCUGCUGUCCUUAGCUUCUCACUAUACAGGGUCCUUGUGAAGAGCCGAUGAUGAAGGACCCAUGAGCCUCUCCUAAUCAAGGCACAGCACACUGCUGCCUUGUGGGGGCCCACGUGGCAGAGGAGUAUGGACUCUCAGCUUGGUGUGUAAUAGCUAUGUGGCUACAGGGUCCCCAGGGCUGAUGUGGGGUACCUGCUCAGGGACUUCAUUUCUAAACCUUGGCUUCAAAAACCUAUUGCUCCAUAACAGGGCUGUAUUUUGCCCUGUCCUGCUAAGCCUGAGGGUACAGGUGGCAGGUGUGAGGCCUUAGCCUUGGAGGGAAUAUUGUGUUUUAGGGGCUCAGUUGUGGGUAAGGAAGCCAGGGACUGGGACCAGGAGUUCUCAGGGUGCUUCCUGGUUCAGUAUGGCCAGUAGGCAUGUGGGGGCAAGAGAUGGUGGUCAAAUCGAGGAGGGACCUGAUAGUCACAUAGUUCUCACCUUUCUGUAUAGUGUGGAGCUUUACCCACACAGUACCAGCUGCUGAGAAAGUGGAAUUGGGUUUCCUGAUUAAACUUCACUUUUCCAUAUCUUGGA